AUGACAUAUACUUUGUUUUUGUUAAGUGUGAUUUUGGUGAUGGGGUUUGUGGGGUUUUCGUCUAAGCCCUCCCCUAUUUAUGGGGGCUUAGUGUUGGUUGUUAGUGGUGUGGUGGGAUGUGCUGUUAUUUUAAAUUGUGGAGGGGGGUAUUUGGGUUUAAUGGUUUUUUUAAUUUAUCUGGGGGGUAUGAUGGUUGUUUUUGGGUAUACUACAGCAAUGGCUAUUGAAGAGUACCCUGAGGCAUGGGGGUCAGGGGUUGAGGUUUUGGUGGGUGUUUUAGUGGGGUUGGCGAUGGAGGUUGGGUUGGUUUUGUGGGCUAAGGAAUGUGAUGGGCUGGUAAUAGUAUUGAAUUUUAAUAACAUAGGGAGUUGGGUGAUUUAUGAGGGUGAGGGGUCAGGUUUGAUUCGGGAAGAUUCUAUUGGUGCGGGUGCGUUGUACGACUAUGGACGGUGGUUGGUGGUGGUUACUGGGUGGACAUUGCUUGUUGGCGUAUAUAUUGUGAUUGAGAUUGCUCGGGGUAAUAGG
This is a messenger RNA of Nomascus leucogenys (northern white-cheeked gibbon), 525 nucleotides long. The record is from the annotation of a RefSeq genome assembly. Lineage: Eukaryota; Metazoa; Chordata; Mammalia; Primates; Hylobatidae.